GUGCGAAUCUAGUAAUAGUAUAGUAAGUAUCUUUGGAGUUUAGUAUGGGAUCGUGAUUAUGGCUGAUAGCCUGAUAUUGAGAAGUUUUUCUAGAUGAUCAACUACCAUAAGACUUGGAGCAGAUAUAUAUAUUGAGAAACAAGGACAGCUUCAAAUUACAUUGGUAAUUGCAUUUUAUCAUUUUAGAGUAGGCUCUAGACCUUCAAAGUUCAACUCGAAUUGUAUGAUCUCGCGGAUUCGGCUCUGGCCUCUGCUCAGCAGUUAGGUAGGCCAGCGCUGCGCUCGGGCGGACCGGCCCGGGAUUUUUCCCGGUCAGCGGAGAGCAUCGGUGGUAGCAUUUGUCUCAUCCACCAGGGCUAACAUCUAGCCAAACUAGCCAACAAAACAAUUACCUGCAGUUUUUCUACCUUUGAGUUCUCAACACUAAGUGUCUACUGAGGAGACUACUAGGGCGUGAAACAGGCCCAAAACGAACAACAACAACAACAACAGGUCAGCGGAGCCGCGGAGGCAUAUAGACAGGAAUAACCGUCGUUUCUGGGGAUUUAUUUAACAAUUUCUGACAUUGGAAUAUAAUCCCCAUUCACCGAUGAUAGUGUGUUAGUGCAAGCCUGCAUGUGUAAUCAGGUCACCUCCUUUUGAGAUUCUGUGGUGAGUGAUCAAGGCCAAGGCUGAAAUUUUGAUGCAAUGUUCAGGAAAAACUUGAAUUCUCCAUGGAUCAUUUCAUUGAUCAAAAGUAAACAGAUCAGAUGGACAUCCAUCUCGCAGAAGUCAACAAGCUCUAGUGAUAAUGGAAUCCCAGCUGAUGUUGAUAAGAUCCGAAAUAUUGGAAUCCUGGCCCAUAUCGAUGCAGGCAAGACUACCACUACUGAGCGAAUGCUUUAUUACUCAGGCACAACAAGAUAUUUAGGAGAUGUUGAUGAUGGCGAUACAGUUACAGAUUACAUGCCACAGGAGAGAGAUCGAGGGAUCACCAUCACAUCGGCAGCAGUAACAUUCCCCUGGAAGGACCACAGAAUAAAUCUCAUAGAUACACCUGGUCAUGUAGAUUUCACCAUGGAGGUUGAACGAUGUCUGAGGGUAUUGGACGGUGCUGUAGCUGUAUUAGAUGCAUCUGCUGGAGUUGAGGCUCAAACUUUGACAGUGUGGGAUCAGGCCAACCACCACGGCAUACCGAGGAUAGGAUUCUUGAACAAGAUGGACAAACCUGCCGCCAAUGUAGAUAUGUGCCUAAAAUCCAUCAGGGAUAAACUAAACACUACACCAUUGCUUCUACAGCUACCAGUCAUGGAGUCGAAAGUAUUAGUAGGAGUAAUCAAUCUUGUUUCAAUGGAAACCGUCACAUGGCCUGCUCCAAGUAAAGGUAUUGAUGAUGGGUCCCGAUUGAUUCAUUGUCCUUUGUCAGAAAGCCAGGACACCGGUAUAAUAAAUCAAGCUAAUGAUGCUAGGGUGGACCUAGUAGAACAGGUAGCAGAUUUAAAUGAUGAGUUUGCAGACAAAAUUCUCAGUAGCCCCAGCUUCAAUCCUCUUCAUAUUUCAUCACAAGAUCUUAUGAGAGCAAUAAGGAAUGUCACAUUUCAUCAGAGGGGUUUACCGAUCCUUUGCGGCAGCUCAUUGAAGAAUAAAGGAGUUCAGCUACUGAUGGAUGCUGUAAACAACUAUCUGCCAAGUCCUCUCUUUAACAAGGACCCCCUUGUGGAGGUUUACGGCAUAGAUUUGUGUGCAUAUGCCUUCAAGAUAAUCCAUGAUAAACAGCGGGGGCCUCUUAUAUUCCUUAGAGUCUACUCUGGAAUACUUAAACCACAAUCGGCCAUUUAUAAUGCCAGCAGGAACUGCACUGAAAGAGUGAGUCGAUUGCUGUAUGUAAUGGCAGACAGCUAUCAAGAGGUUACUAGUGUACCAGCAGGAAAUAUAGCCAUAGCCGUUGGUCUUAAACAGACAGUGACUGGUGAUACCAUAGUAGCAUCCAAAGCAGCGUACAAUAUAGCCAAGAAGAAGCAUUCCCAUCAGGCGCCCCUCCUAGAGCCUAUCAAGAUACCAGAACCCGUGUUCUUCUGUACCAUCGAACCACCUUCACAAGCCUACCAAGCAGAUCUUGAGAGAGCCUUAGAACGCUUACAUCGAGAAGAUCCUAGUUUACAAGUAAAGACGGAUGAUGAUACCGGUCAGCUGAUGUUAUCUGGCAUGGGGGAGCUACAUCUUGACAUCAUUCAGGAUAGAAUACGCAAGGAAUACAAGAUUGAUGUGGAAUUAGGCCCUUUACAAAUCAGCUACAGAGAGACAAUAUCUGGAACAGCUACUGCUUCAACGACUUUAGACAAGGUUAUCGGUGAUAAGCAUCACUUAGCCCGAGUGACUGUGUCUGUAGAGCCUAUGGAUGAUCAUAAUAAACCUGUCCAUGUUACCGUACUUGACAGCGACGGCAAGAAAGAUGAUGAGAUGCAAGAAGCCGUCAAAGAUGGCGCCCUUUCAGCUUGUAGACAAGGUCCCCUGUUAGGCUUCCAAGUUCUUGGUGUAGCUGUAACCGUUGACAAGUAUUCAGUAAUCCCAGGUACAUCUCCUACCAUGUUAGCAGCAUGCGUGGCUCAGGCUACCCAUAAUGCUUUGCAGCAAGCUACGGCAAGUCUUCUUGAGCCCAUCAUGAAUAUGGAGGUAAAAAAAGAAAGAAAAAAAAUUGUUGAUGGAUGGAUGACAUAUGAAGAUAAACUUAAGACCUGGGUCUUGUAA
Molecule: messenger RNA, 2727 nt
Organism: Lytechinus pictus (painted urchin)
Lineage: Eukaryota; Metazoa; Echinodermata; Echinoidea; Temnopleuroida; Toxopneustidae
Product: ribosome-releasing factor 2, mitochondrial-like
Exons: 17
Coding region: 688-2727 (679 amino acids)
Biological process (GO): mitochondrial translation; ribosome disassembly
Cellular component (GO): mitochondrion
Molecular function (GO): GTP binding; GTPase activity
Source: RefSeq, a predicted model, not a curated record